AUGAAAUUGAUUACAUCAACAAUCCUUUUUAGUCUCGUUCCUCUCAUUAUCGGAAGGACUAUCCCUCGGCAGCUAGCUGCUGAUACUGUGGAUUCCGUGUCCAGCAAUCUGGACGACCUAUCAGCUACGAUCCAGGUGCUCGUUCCUUCCCCGUAUGUUCGAGACACUUUGGAGAAUAGAUUCGAACACAGCUACGAAACUACCGAGAAUGGACAAGACUUCCAAAGCCAAGAAAUCGUGUCACAAGAGAUUAUGAAGCUACAGCUCCUAGGAAGACUCUUGAGUGGUAUUGCGAGCACAAUUACCGAUACCAAUGACUCUACACCUGCACGUUCGACUUCUGCUCAAACCACUCAAGAACCUUCCGAUUCAUUCCAUAGGAGAUCCCUGGACGAGGAUUCAGGAGACACAGGCCUACCGCAAGCGAUUUCAAAAAGACAACAACUCCUAGGGCAACUUUUGGACGGCGUCAUAAGCAUCCUAGAUGGCUCUAUCUUGGCCCGUUUGGAUUUGGCUGGGACUACUGGCGAUCUCUCGAGUCCAUUCGACGUAAACCUCUUAGACGGCACGCCAUAUCCAGAUAGCGUACCGCAAGCGGUCGCAAAAAGACAACUCUUAGGGCAACUCUUGGAAGGCGUCAUCAGCAUUCUAGAUGGCUCUAUCUUAGGCCGUUCGGAGUUGACUGAGACUGCUCGAGUCUGUCUUCGCCGGAAACAAAAGACCAAACAACACAGAGCUCUAAAAGUGAUCAGAAGGAUCAUGAUUUUGAACCUUCCGAUGAGUGAUCUUAAACAAGCUUGGAUGAUCUUGGUUCCGGCAUAG
Messenger RNA from Glarea lozoyensis ATCC 20868, 822 nucleotides. RefSeq lists its product as uncharacterized. Lineage: Eukaryota; Fungi; Ascomycota; Leotiomycetes; Helotiales; Helotiaceae. The transcript has 2 exons. The record is from RefSeq and is a predicted model, not a curated record. Bases 1 to 822 code for a protein of 273 amino acids.